Cutaneotrichosporon cavernicola is the source of this 738-nucleotide messenger RNA. RefSeq lists its product as uncharacterized. NCBI's taxonomy places the organism in Eukaryota, Fungi, Basidiomycota, Tremellomycetes, Trichosporonales, Trichosporonaceae. The transcript has 6 exons. Gene Ontology annotation, molecular function: protein binding; U2 snRNA binding. Gene Ontology annotation, cellular component: U2 snRNP. The coding region runs from base 1 to 738 and encodes 245 amino acids. The record is from RefSeq and is a predicted model, not a curated record. Gene Ontology annotation, biological process: mRNA splicing, via spliceosome.
AUGCGUCUCACGCCAGAGUUUGUGUCUAAUACGCACUCGCACCUGAAUCCGCUCAAGGAGCGUGAGCUUGAUUUGCGAGGACUUGCCAUUCCCGUCAUCGAGAACUUGGCAUCACACCAGGGAACCUAUGACACGCUCAACUUGACGGACAACUCGCUCACCGUGCUGGGCAACAUCCCCCAAGCGCACCGGUUGCAUACAAUCCAUGUUGGGCAGAACCAGAUCUCGUCCAUCUCCCCCGCGCUCGCUACGAACCUCCCCAACCUCACGACCCUUGUGUUGAGCGACAACGAGAUCACGUCCCUCUCCACGCUCCUUCCCUUGGCCGACACGGGACUCCGCUACCUGUCCUUGCGAGGGAAUCCAGUAACGGCAGCUGAGCACUACCGCGAGUUUGUGAUUUGGAAGAUUGGGCGGGGGAAGCUGCACGUGCUCGACUUCCAGCGUGUGAAGGACUCUGAGCGUGUGCGUGCCAAGGAACUAUUUGAGGAUAGCUCUGGCGCGCCGAACGAGCUCGCACGCAAGCUCUCCACCUCCACGACGGGUGUGAGCGGAACGGCGUUGGCGGCGGCCAAGGCAAAGGGCGGGCUGAAGGGGCGCCUGAUGACGCCCGAGGAGAAGAAGCGCGUCGUCGAGGCGCUCACGAGCGCAAGCACCGCCGAGGAGGUGCGCAAGCUCGAGCGCAUGCUCGCCGACGGGCUGAUACCUGAGGGCGGCAUGGAGGCGAUCGCGGCAUGA